Molecule: messenger RNA, 1830 nt
Organism: Vitrella brassicaformis
Lineage: Eukaryota; Vitrellaceae
Source: the annotation of a GenBank genome assembly
GUUUGUUGUGUUUGUUACUCUACUAUAAGCUGCUCACUGCACAUGCACACUCAUGCGACCCAUCCAUUUGGUGAUAAAGUCGUUGCCUCGUCCACAACGAUAAAGGCCGGGAAGUUCUCCACCUCUAUUUUCCACACAGCCUGCACACAUCGCAUCCAUUGCACCCAGAGAGAGCGGCAUCCAAAUGGCUGUAUCAUAUUGCAUUUAUCAUAUUGUACUCACUCCGGCAGACAGACAGGGAGACAUACAUGUGAGCACAAUAUGACCUUUCAUCUGUUGGCUGGCCGGAUGGGUGAAUGGAUGGAUGUUGUUGCUUGCUGAUAAUUCAUUCAGUCGAGCUAGAGGGGAGAAAGGUCCCGUACGCAUUGUGCGACUGUACCCGUGUUGUGUGUGGGGUUGUGGCUCUUCUGCAUGGCUGAAUGAGUGAGACAGAAAUGCAUCGCUCCCUUCACACGUUAGACAGUGUCGGUCGAGUGUCCACCAGAAGCUGCCUCCUCCGGCACUCAACACCCACUCUGCGUGCCCUGCUUUCUUCAAAGAGACUCUCGGAUAUAAAAUGGAGGCACCGAUCGAUGGCCGCUGCCGCCAACAAACACACACAUACACACAAAGAAAAACCACACAAGACCGCAUGUCUCUCUUCCCUCCGCCCUGCCAUGUAUCAGGUGCACUAUUAUGGCCAUUUGCACCCGUCGGGCUCCUGGAUGGUGACAGGAUAUACACACAUUCGCACACUUGAAGCACAUCCAGACAGACAGACAGACGUGACCUCUUGUCUGUGUAACUAAUGCCAUGCUCAUGUACUUGGCGAGUGCAAGGAAGCAUAGAUGUACCACUCGAGAGCUCAUCAGACCAUACUUUCGCGCCACUUCAGCAACAAUGGGAAAGCACACGGCUAAUUCUAGAGAACACAAGAAAUGAUGUUAGCACAGAGGCGUCUUUGUGAGAGGCUGCGCACCUUCAGCUCUUGGGCCAUUCGAGGCUUCGCCGAUCUUCUUUAGAGCCGACUCAAUGACUGGCAGAUCUUGGUCCAGGUCUCCUGUGGCAGAGACGUGUAUGCAGAGGAAAGCAUCUAUGUGUCUCUCUUUUGCUGCUGGUCGGUACCCGUGAGGCUUCUCAGGUCGGCAAUGAUUGAUUAUGUUUGGGACUUGAGUGUUGUCAAUGCUCGUCUCAUCUAGCUUGGAUGGUGCGGCGCCAGCCGCUCCGACAUGCCGCUGUUUCUGACGGCAUUAGGGGCUGCAAUCUAAAUGACAAGCCUUGAGCUGCCGCUCCAUGUCGCUCUUGAUCUCGGCAUUCAGGUCAUUGCCGAGGUCUGACGGCACAGCACAGCGCAAGCCGUGCGUGCGGGCCUGACCUGGAGUGAUACCACCGUCGCCAUCAUCUUGUCAACUUCCUGAGCGCACACCCACAGACUAGCGCUUCCGCUACACAGUGGAGACAUGACGAUUGUACACUUCCCACCCUCGAGUUGAUGUCCAGAUCGGUGUCCGUGUCGUUGGAUGCCGUCCGUGGUCGGCUGAUCCUUGGCCAACACGGAUGGAAUCUGGAUGGCCCUCUGGAUGUUCCAGAACAUGACGCCUGUGACAUUAGGGCCUGCAAACAUCACGCCACAAUACAGACAAUACCACUUUGACACACGCAUGGUUCUGCAUCUUGUGAUAUGUAUGUUGUCAGUUCGGUAUCCUCACCCGAACGCGGCGUCAUGGGUGAAGGCGGAGAGCGGCCCGCAGGUGUUCGCGCCGUUAUUGUGCUUAAAAGCGAUGAAUGACGACUUCGCUUGGCCUGUGUUGGUGUCAUCGAUGGCCGCUUGCGCUUAUCAUCAUAUGACAA